UGUAUCUCAUUUGUUUGAUUAUGCUUCUAAUGUGAAUUAGUACCAUGAGAUUCAUUCUCUUAAUCCAACACUGAUUUUGCCUAUUACCAACCUACCAAGGAAAGAACUUGUACAUUUCUUGUUCUUUUAAUGUGACAUAUUUAAUUAUCAAAUUAGUUUAUCAAAAUCUCUGGCAAAAGAUAUAUUAGUUAUAUUUAGCUUGAUAACUUGUCUUCUACAAUAACUAGUCUUCUACAUUAUUUAAAGCAAUAGUUUUUUAUGAUUUCCUAGUUUCACCACCUUAGUUCUAUAUUCAUUUGUAUCUAUAGAAAUUCAUAUGAGCUUUAUUGCAUUAAAGCGCAACUAAUAGCUUAUCUUCACACAAUUCUGACAUGGAUGAUUAAAAAAGAAAAAAGAAAAGGUGGAGGUAAGGUCAAGUCACCACAAUGGGAAUAUUGCUACCCUGCUUUUGCUGUAGAUUUUGAACUAUUAGAGAGGGAAAAUAGAGGGAGAUUUCAAACUAUUAGAUAAGGAAAACAAAGGGAUAGGAUGGGUUAGAAAUUUAUUUGUACUUUUUGGCCCCAAAGCACAGGCUUUUAAUUUGCCAAGUGCUUUAUUUCUUUCUCAGAAAACCGUUUAAAUAUAUCAAUAUACAAGUUCAUUUUAUUACACUAUUAGACACGCAUCAUAGCAUAUUUACCGGCGAUUAUGGUUUUGCAUCCCAGAAAAACAUCAUCAAAUGCUCCCAGACUAAGACUUCUUCUAACAUGCUAGGACAUCAGGAAAUCUCCAGAGAACAUACAUUGGCAUCAGAAAAGUGAAUAUUUGGUGACCACCAAAGUCACAAACCAACCCCUUUGCCACCCUCUACUGCCAUUACUUGGCUAAUGUAACAAAAAGCUAAAAUUGCCUAAGUAGGAUGUAUAUAUUAUAGUCUCUAUCAUAUGGGUUGCAAGGUCAUCUGAUUCUAAGCUUUCCUUGCACUCCUAUGUAAGAAAGGAAUCAUGCUGAAAAGAAGGGAAAAAGAGAGGGAAAGCAUCAGAUUUGGAGCAUCUUUACGACAGCUAAUUUCUGCUCUGUUCACAACAGCACAAUCACUGUACAAUCUUUUUCACUUUAGCUCUCUUUUCACAUUAUUCACAAUAAAAGGGGUCUUCUUCAAUUGCCUAUUCCCAUUCAUGCCCAGUUAUCUCAUUCGGCAUUCUUAAUUUCUUAUUCUCUUCUAAAACACUGACAAAUGGCGAGAAUGGGAGGUAUUUUAAUCUGCAUGUUGAUUGUGAUCAUGGAUGCAGUUGCAGGUGUACUUGGUAUUGAAGCCCAGAUUGCGCAGGAUAAGGGGAAGCACUUAAGGGUGUUGAUCUUCGAGUGCAAAGAGCCGGUGCAUCAAGCCUACAAGCUCGGGCUUGCGGCAGCGGUUCUCCUUGCCAUGGCCCACGCAUUGGCCAACCUGCUCGGCGGCUGCGUCUGUAUCUGCUCCCAAGUUGAGUUCGUCCGUUCAUCGACUAAUAGGCAACUGGCUGCCAUGACCCUCCUCCUCUCAUGGAUCGCUCUUGUGAUCGGGUUCUCAAUGUUGAUGAUCGGGGCACUGGGUAAUUCAAAAUCGAGAGCUUCAUGCGGUUUCUCGCAUCGCCAUGUGUUGUCGAUCGGAGGGAUAGUGUGCUUCAUCCAUGGCCUGCUCGCUGUUGCUUACUACGUCACCGCCACCGCCGCUGCGUGGGAGGAAGGUAAGCCGCAGGUGACGACAAGGGAUGGCGGAAUUCAAGCUCAACCUUGAUUGCAACUACACACAUUUAUGCAUAUCGGUCCCUGUUGCUCUCUUUUUUUUUUUUUUCCUUUGUUAUAUUGUUCUUGCAUUUUGUUUAUCAUGAUGUAAUUGUUCUCCAUUGUAUUGAGUGGUGUGAUCUCUCGAUGUAGCGAAGUUCUCGUAUAUUCAAAUUCAAGGGAGGAAACAUAAUAUGGCAUUGUGAAAAUGAGGUUAAAUUUUUCGCGCGUGGUUAGCGACUGCAAUACGAAAUCUUUUCAUUUGCAGUAAA
Ananas comosus (pineapple) is the source of this 2012-nucleotide messenger RNA. RefSeq lists its product as uncharacterized. The transcript has 3 exons. Lineage: Eukaryota; Viridiplantae; Streptophyta; Magnoliopsida; Poales; Bromeliaceae. The record is from RefSeq and is a predicted model, not a curated record. Bases 1217 to 1753 code for a protein of 178 amino acids.